AUGCCUGAAGCCGCUGUGAUUCUGGAUUGUAGAAAGCAUCCGUAUACACUUCACACAAUCGGUCGCUUUCGCAGUUCUAUAUCGUGUGGGUAUGAACGUUUACUAAAGGUGUCAGGUAGAAUCGACCACGACCACUGGUUUGGGAAUCGAGCACUUUACCACUACGCUAUGGCACCAUGA
Molecule: messenger RNA, 180 nt
Organism: Plasmopara halstedii
Lineage: Eukaryota; Oomycota; Peronosporomycetes; Peronosporales; Peronosporaceae
Exons: 2
Coding region: 1-180 (59 amino acids)
Source: RefSeq, a predicted model, not a curated record